GAAAGUUCAGCUUCUGGACAGGGAUCUUGAGCUGGCUGCAUGAUGAAAAGUUGCCAAUGAUACACAAAAGUUAAGGAAGCCACUGAGAAAAACAAGAAAUCAAAGAAGAGCAACAGAAUUCAGCUUUAUGUGAAGUGCCCCCUUUCAAUAGCCAGUCAGUCCAAAGUCUCUAGAAAAAUCAUCAACAAGGGACAUAUACACUGGAAGACUGGCUGGAAUAUCUCCCAAGAAAAUGUCUCAACACAGAAACCACUGAUUCAAGUUUCUUGUCCAAAACACCUGAAAAAAAUUCAUGAAAAGUAUCACGGUUUCUGCUGCAUUUGUUAGCUUGUUUCCGUUGGAGGGCACAGAUUCAACUUCUGCUUUCAGCCAUGCCAGUGAGAAAGGUAAACAAGUCCUGCCAGAUGGUCCACCAGAAAUACAUGACAUCUUUGGACCGUAACACUUCCUACAGCACCUUCAUGUAAUCCACUGGUACUGGCCAACUAUGAACAGCAUGAGGGAAAUACCAGCCUGCUACAUCCUGACAGAUCCGCAUAUCAAUAGGGAAUGCAUCGAGCAAAAAAAGUUAACAGCAUGUUUUACACUUUCGUUCAGAUUCACGACCAUGUCCAUCCGAGCUGACAAUUCACAACCAUGUCCAUCCGAGCGUCAGCCUGACAAGGAGCUGAAACUGAAGGUGUAUGCAAAUGUUCACUAGACCGCCCGAAGUGUGGUGUUCCGGAAAGCCAUGACAAUAGCGGAGGAUGCAUUGUUGGAGAACAGUGUGCCAGAAGAUGUGGGGCGGCCAAAGAAGAACUUCUUGAAACGGGUUGCCAAUCGUGCGCGCGCAAAGCUUAGACCGGAAGAACCUAAGGAAUUGGGCGUGUCCUUCAUCGACAAGGACGACUUUCUAGUUGCCUAUAUUCAGAUGGAAAGCCAGCAACACUUCGUUUUCGCGACGGAGAACCAAUUGUCUUUGCAGCACGACACCAAACGCUGGUACAUUGAUGGCACAUUUAAGGUAGUUGGCGAGCCAUUUAGAAGCAACGGCCAACUUUUUUCAAUACAUGCGUUCAUCGAGAAGGCAGGUCAGCUGAAGCAGAUGCCCCUGGCGUUUUGUCUGAUGAGUAGACUACGUCAGUGUUCUAGAGUCAAUAAAGGAGAGGAUCGGGACAGCAUCUGUCGAAGGCUUUGUCGCAGAUUAUCUGCAUGGCAAGCAGUGCGAGACGUGUUUCCGGGGGUUGAGGUGAAGGGCUGCGCAUUCCACUCGAGCCAGGCCGUGUGGCGUCAUGUCCAAUCUGUGGGGCUUGCAGAAGCCUACCAAAGGAGAAUUGGAGUUCACAACUUUGUCAGGAUGUUACUGGCCCUCCAGUUUCUACCUGUGGCCCACAUAAGCCCGAGCAGUGGAUGCACUAAGAGCAAAGGCAACAUCAGCUUCGACAGAGCAACUCGUUGACUACGUUACGCGCCAGUGUCUUCAAACAAACAAUCAGGACAAACUAUGACAUGGAAGGUUGGUAUCACCGAAUCAACUGGGUUUCUAUCGACUGGUACCGCUACUAAGAGUAGAGGCGGAAUUAGUCAAGUUAGCAGUUGAUGGCAGUGAUUUGGAUCGUGGAUCCUCCAAGAGAUCGACACAGAUGGAUAAGUCUAUCAACAAAUGCUGGGAACAGCAUUUGGAAGGAACACUAAAAACGUCACAGUUCCUCCAAACUGUUGGAGGGAUUUAUGGUGUAAGGAUGUGAUGUGAUAAUAUAUACAACACUACUGUCGUCUAAUAUACAUAUUCACACACGAAUAUGAGUAUAAUAAUAACAGAUCAAAAAUUGGGCCAAAAUGGACCAGGCCGAAAUGGUUACUGGGCCGAUUUGGACCAGGCCGAAAAGGUAAUUGGGCGGAGUUGACCUGGAUUCGCCAGAGCAAUGUCAUCAAACUUUAAACACCUUUCUAUAACUACAUGGUGAUCCGCACAUUAUCUUAAUACACACUUUAUUACAGGAAUGUGUUUAUCAUUAAAGUCAAACAUCAAGGAAAGAUUUGGAGUUAGUUGAAUGAAUAGUCUCCUUUGUGCCUGGUGUGAACUGUUUGUAUUGUAUUGUAUCUAGUGUAAUGAUGAAUGUUUGAGAAAUGUAUAAAUAUUUGCAUAUACCCUUUGUAUGAAGUUUUGUAAUUGAGGGCUAUUGCAUUCUAACUUAUAACUCCUGGGGGAAGAUGGUUUUAGAUUAUCUCCCCAAAAUGUGCAAAUGUAAAGAUUAUGAUAUUACUAAUUAGUCCAAACCGUUGUGCCAAUUGUUUGAUGCUUUUGUUUUGUCUGUUUUAAAUUAUGCUUGUGAAAUUUGGGGAAAUUCAAAAUCAAAAGAAAUAGAGAGAAUACACCUAAAAUUUUGCAAAAGACUGCUUAAGGUUAGGUCAAAUACAUGUAAUGCCUGUAUAUAUGGUGUACUAGAAAGAUGUCCGCUUUAUAUACAUAGAUAUAUGAGAAUAAUGAAAUAUUGGUUUAAAGUAGUUAAAACUGAUAAAAUUAUUUUAAAAACUGUAUAUGAGCACGCUUUGUCAGAUUGUAAUAGUGGUAAAAGAAAUUGGGUAUCAAAUGUUAAGAAUUUGUUAGACGCUCAUGGUUUUUCUUAUAUAUUUGACAAUGUUGCCAAUAUACAUUGUAAAGUUGUUUUGUAUGAAUUUAAACGUAGACUGUUAGAUAUUUUUCAGCAAAAUUGGCUCGGAACAAUAGUACAGUUUUAACUAUAUAUAAAGAGAUUAAAUCUUCAUUAGAAUACGAAAAAUACCUCAAUAUUUUACCAACAAAUUUACGCUUGUAUUUCUCCAGACUAAGGCUAUCUGUAUUUCCCCUGAGAAUUCAGACUGGUAGAUAUGCGAGAAACCGAAUAACUAGAGAGGAACGUUAUUGUUAAACUUGCAAUAAUGAUAUUGAAGAUGGAUUUCAUUUUAUAUGCAUAUGUCCAUGUUAUUCCGAUGUUAGAAAGAAAUACCUAAAACGUUGUUACUGCAUGCACCCUUCUGUAUACAAUUUCUACGAUUAUUGAAAUCAAAUUGUAGAAAUGAAUUAAUUAAACUAGCUUUGUAUAUUAAAGAAGCUCUUGUUAUUCGAAAUAAUUUGUUGAAUGUUGAAAGAUAAAUGUUUAGUUCAGUCUCCUAUUUUAUAUAGUAUGUUGUGUUAUAUAAAUGAACGUAUUUACCAUUACAUGUUGUAUAUACACGUUGACAUGUUUUAUGAAAAUAUAUGUUUGUGUAUGUAGAUGAUGUACAUUGUAAAAGUCUUACUAAAAUGUCUGUCUGCCCAAAUAGAAGCAAAUUUAUACUAUAGGGGUCCAAAUUAGUGGAAAAAACACUGCCAUAUACAUGUACUUUUAAAAGAAUGGCAGUUGCCUUGUGCCUAAUGUGUUUAUUGAACAAGCAAAAGAAACAUUUCUGAAAAUUAAAAGAAUGCAGAGACUCUUAACACAGUAAACUAUUUGUUGCAAUGUUUUGUUUUGAUAAUGUGAGUUCUAAUAACUAUGAAUAACUAUAGAAUUGAACAGUUAAGUUUAAAGAUAUAUACAUCCAAAGAACAACUGAAAUAGUUAUAAAUUGCCCAUUUCUGUAAAGCGCAUGCAUUGUCCUAGAUGUAAUGUAAUUAAAGACCGGUCGACCAUAAAAAGUCCAAGGAGAUAUAUGGCCAGAUAAUUUAAAUGUAACUUGACGUUCUGUUUCAGGUCGACCAUAAAAAGUCCAAGGAGAUAUAUGGCCAGAUAAUUUAAAUGUAACUUGACGUUCUGUUUCAUAUAAAUCAUAUACACUUGUUUGCAGUUUAAACUUAUAUGGCAUUGUUUGGACUCUGGAAUUUUGCGUUUUAUAAAAUGCAUUUAUUUUAAUGUUUUGGUAUGUGUGUAUGUUCGUAGA
This is a messenger RNA of Mya arenaria, 3879 nucleotides long. RefSeq lists its product as uncharacterized. The record is from RefSeq and is a predicted model, not a curated record. The transcript has 10 exons. The coding region runs from base 731 to 1438 and encodes 235 amino acids. NCBI's taxonomy places the organism in Eukaryota, Metazoa, Mollusca, Bivalvia, Myida, Myidae.